Messenger RNA from Triticum aestivum (bread wheat), 2982 nucleotides. RefSeq names its product disease resistance protein RPM1-like. Gene Ontology annotation, biological process: defense response to other organism. NCBI's taxonomy places the organism in Eukaryota, Viridiplantae, Streptophyta, Magnoliopsida, Poales, Poaceae. Bases 1 to 2982 code for a protein of 993 amino acids. The transcript is spliced from 3 exons. Gene Ontology annotation, molecular function: ADP binding. The record is from RefSeq and is a predicted model, not a curated record.
AUGGCAGAAGGUCUGAUACUUGUCGUGCUUUCGAAAAUCGGAGCUACCUUUGGAGGAGUUGCACUGAAUGCAAUUAGGUUGAAAUUGGGGAAGGAAGGCAACAUUUUACUUGAAACAGAAAACAGGAUGAAACAAAUUGAGAUUGAAUUUGAGAUCAUGCAGGCCUUCAUAAGUCAAGUAGAUCCAUAUAGUGAAAAUAACCAAAUUCUCAAAGCAUGGCUGAAGCACAUAAGGAAGAUUGCCUCUGAAGUUGAGGAUAUCAUCGACGAAUAUUCAUUUCUCCUUGGAAAAAUGGACAAUGCAGAAGGUCUUCUGAAUAAGGCACUCCAUCGAUCAAGGAGGGUGAAGGCAUGGAAAGAUAUUUCUGCUCAGCUCAAACAAGUACAAGAAAGACUUCAAAAUCUAUCAACUGUGAAAGAAAGAUACGGCAUAACAGUAGCUGCUGGACUUGGGGGUGGAUCUUCACGCCACAAUGUUACUCGUAAGAUGUACAUGUCUGAUUCUUCCUACUUAAAUGAUAAUGACAAUGAAGAAAUCAUAGGAAAUGAAGAUGAAGCAAAAAAGUUGACACAAUGCAUAGAUGAUGAUGGUUUGGAUCGUACAAUUAUCUCCGUCUGUGGAAUGGGUGGUUCCGGCAAAACAACUCUUGUAAGCAGCAUCUAUAGGAAACAAAAAAUCAGAAAGAACUUCGAUUGCUAUGCUUGGAUCACGGUAUCACCAAAUUAUCCCGUUGAAGAUCUUCUAAGUAAACUGAUCAACCAACUUUGUAUCCCUGAUGAGCUAGCUGGUACAACUGAUCCAACAGAUUUGGUGGAUAAAAUCCACAGUUACCUCGGGAACAAGAGAUACCUUGUUGUCUUGGAUGACAUGUGGAAUAGAGAUUCUUGGUUAUUCCUUGAACGAGCAUUUGUCAAGAAUAAGUGCAGAAGUAGAGUCAUCAUUACUACUCGCACGGAAGCUGUUGCCUCAUUUGCAGAGGAUAACCAGACUAUCAGAAUUGGUCUUCUUCCACAAAGAGAAUCAUGGGACCUCUUCAGCAGAAAAGCAUUCUCAAGGCAAAACAGGGCAACAUCGGGAUGCCCUCAAGGUCUUGUUCCCUGGGCAGAAAAAAUUCUGGAGAGAUGCCAAGGCUUGCCCCUCGCUAUAGUAGCUAUAGGGAGUCUCCUAUCUUACAGAGAAAUGGAGGAACAUGAGUGGAAGCUAUUCUACAAUCAACUUAACUGGCAACUAACAAAUAAUCCAGAGCUGAACUGGGUUUCAAGUUUCCUGAAGCUAAGCUUGGAUGAUCUUCCAAGCCACUUGAGGAACUGUUUCUUGUACUGUGGGUUAUUCCCCGAAAAUUACCCAAUACGACGGAAAUGGAUAAUCAGAUUGUGGGUAGCUGAAGGUUUCGUCGAGGAUCGCGGAACAGAGACGACUCUGGAGGAAGUCGCCGAGGAUUACCUCAAAGAACUUGCUCAGCGCUCACUGAUUCAAGUGACGGAAAGGAAUGAGUACGGAAGGCCAAAAAGAUUUCAGGUGCAUGAUCUUGUGAGAGAAAUGACGCUGACCAUAUCAAGAAAAGAGAGGUUCGCUCUUAUCUGGAAUAACCCAGACGUGACAGACGGCGGCGACGAAGCAAGCCGUGUAUCAGUGCAUUGCGGAGGCCAGGUCUUUCAGCCAGGCCCAGCUUCACAACAUCUGCGCUCGUUUUUGUUGUUCGACAGGCAUGUGCCGGUUCCAUGGAUCUGCGCUGCUUCAUCGAAUUUCAGGCUGCUAAGGGUGUUGUGCCUCAGAUACUCCCUCCUCGAGCACAUCCCAGAUGCCAUUACAACUGGUCUGUUCAAUCUGCACUACCUUGAUUUCUCGCGUACGAAAGUGAAGACGAUACCAAGAUCAAUAGCGAGGCUCAAGAAACUGCAGUCGUUGCACCUCCGGUUUGCUCGUGUGAUGGAGCUGCCACGUGAAAUAGCGAUGCUCUCAAGCCUCCGGCACUUGUCUGUGAGCAACGAUUUGUACGGCACAUCAGUCACUGGUAGCAUCUGCAAGCUCAAGCACUUGCAAACUCUCCGAGAGGUGAAGGCCAACAAAGAUUUGGUUCAGAAUCUGGGGUGCCUCACGCAGCUAAGAAGCCUGGGCAUCACGGCAGUCCUUCCAAGCUACGGCGGGGACCUGUGGACUUCGAUAGGGAAGAUGACCGUCCUGACGAAACUGGCGGUCGGAACUCGCGGCGAAAACGACGAAGUCCACAGUUUGGACAAGUUCAAGCCGCUCAGAAACCUGGAGAAGUUUUACCUGACGGGCAAGCUGGAGAAAGGGGUGCUUUUUCCGGAGUCCGAGGGGUUUGACAGGCUCAAGGUCCUGACAAUGCGCUGGUCCGGGCUGGCGCAGGACCCGCUCAAAUCCUUGUCUGAAAUGGGGAACCUAGUUUACCUCAACCUCUAUUGUGCGUAUGACGGGGAGUCCCUGGCGUUCUGUUCUGGAUGGUUUCCCAAGCUAAAGCGGCUGUUCCUAGGGAAGCUGGACAAUCUGAGUUCAGUUGAGAUAAGCGAUGGCUCCAUGACCAACUUGACAUACCUAGAACUUCGUGAGCUCUGGAGACUGGAAGCCGUGCCUGAAGGCCUCGGGUACCUUAGGUCGCUUCAGCACCUGUAUGCGCGGAACAUGCCGAGGGACUUCGCCGCGCAGCUGGAAGGAGGCCGCAAGGGAUCUGUUCAGCAUAUUGCCAACAUCGAAUGCCAGGCAGAUGUAUUUGCAGAUUCUGCUUCACUGGCAUUUGGAGGCCAUAUGAUACGAGCGCAUGAAUCUGGUCAUAUUUCUUCGCAUUUCGCAGUUGGUGCUGGAAAUGCUGGUGCUAUGGUUUCAAGAGAUGGUUUCAGAGACCCCAGCACCGGUGUACGGAGAGCUGUUAAGGGAUUGGCGUCCACACGCUGGCCAGUGACAAUUAACUGGCUGAAAAGCCUUCAGAAACAGUGGUCAGCUGGGCCAUUAGUGUCUCAGUAA